UAUUGGGUAUGUGUCAAUUUUUCCCUUUUCACACAUGCUCACAUCCUUCCCAUACCCUUCUCUUCUGCCCACCUAAAAUGAGGGAAAGAAAAAAAACCAGAAUCAGAUUAAGAGAGAUUCUCAGAAAUUUCCAGUUUCUUUGGGGUUCUUUUGCAGCAAUCAUUAGUUUUGUUAUAAUCUGAAGCCCCCUUUUACCGAUCUCCGCUUCUGUUUUCUAAGUGCGGUAAUUUCUUUUUUGAAACCUCUCUUGUACUUCUAUCAGUUCUUCCCCUUUUUUGUGUGUGUGUUUUCUCUUUCUCUCCCUUUUUCCGUUUGCUUGGGAAAUGAUUUCUGUAAAAGUAUUGCCCGAUUUCGACUCUAGGAGGUGUUUGCUGACUGCCCUUUUGUUCUUAUGUGCACCAAAUUCGUUAUCGUUGAGUUUUUCUUCAUGUUUUGGUUCUAUGUUCAACUGGGUUGCUUUUGAUUGUAUGGAUUUGUGUGUUUUUGCCGCGGUUUUUCUCUUUUUCUGACAGGUAAUUUUGAUUGUGCAAAAGAGUUGGACGUUUGAUUCAUUCAGUCUAAGAAAUCAUCGCAGGAAGCUAACUCCAUUUAUUGUUGUCGUGGUUUUCAUGGUUCAGAAUUGAAUGUUCACGAAAGUUUUCUCCUCUUCCCCUUUAUUCUCGUGCUGAGUAUGAAUUUGUGUUAAGUUCUUGGAGCUGGGGACAUGGGUAGUGGCCAUGUCUUUCCACUUAAAGAAGCUGCAUUUAGCUCGUUCCUGUAGUUUGAUUCUAGCUUUGGCAAUCUAGAAAUAUUUAUACGAAAAGGUUCAAAGAUCUGAUUGCAGCAUGGGUUACAUAUGUGAUUUCUGUGGGCAUCAAAGGUCGACUGUUUACUGUCGAUCCGAUUCUGCAGCUUUGUGCUUAUCUUGUGACCGUAAUGUUCACUCUGCUAAUGCCCUGUCGAGGCGCCACUUGAGGGCGUUGUUAUGUGAUAGGUGUCAUUCACAAGCUGCAUUUGUUAGAUAUCCUGAAGAGAAUAUUUCACUUUGUCAAAAUUGUGAUUAUAUGGGGCAUAGCUCAUCUGCUUCCAUUUCGUCCCGAAAGAGGCAACCAAUCAAUUGUUUCUCAGGAUGCCCGACAGCUGCAGAACUCUCAUCUAUCUGGUCGUUUGUUCUAGAUCUCCCGUCUGUAGGUGAUGCUUGUGAACAAGAAUUAGGAUUAAUGAGCAUUGCUGAAAAUAGUGCAGUAAAUGACUGGGGCCCUGAUGAUCAAGCUGGUCAAAAUGUAUCUGGUGCAGAUCAAACCAAUGAAUUCUCAAAUGAGGAUAGAUCAAUUUGGUAUGGCUCCUCUUCAAUGCCUCAAUAUCCAUCCAAGCCUCACGUCAUGGACCAACCAAUGAGGAUAAAUGCAACUUCACCCAAGUUGCACUGUGCUGGAACAAAAGGUCCUGGACUCGAUAUUGAAGAUGACCUCUACGAGAAUUUGAAUAUGGAUGAAGAUAGUUGGAAUCUUGAAAACUAUGAUGAACUAUUUGGUGUAUCUCUCAGUUUUUCUGAAGAAUUGCUAGAGAAUGGUGGUAUUGAUAGCUUGUUUAGGAUGAAAAGUCUGUCCGCCACGAAAUCUGGUUGCCCUGGUGUGCCUGCAGCAGAGGGAGCGUUCGUUGGUUUAGUUAAUAAUACGAUGCGUCCAGCGAGCAGUAAUGCAGCAUCUGCAGAUUCCAUGAUGAGUGCGAAGACUGAACCGAUUCUCUGUUAUAACAAUAAGCAAGAGCACUCCAGCCUAUCAUUUUCUGGCAUGACUGGAGAGAGUAGCGCAGGCGAACCUCAAGACUGUGGAGCUUCACCAAUGCUUCUAAUGGGAGAGCCUCCUUGCUGUUCUAUGGCCACUGAGAGUUCUUUCCAGUCAUCUAAUCGUAGCGAUGCCGUAAUGCGUUACAAGGAAAAGAAGAAAGCUCGUUUGAAAAGAAGGUGAGGUAUGCUUCUCGCAAAGAGAGGGCCGAUAUUAGAAGGCGUGUCAAGGGGCGCUUUGUUAAAGCUGGAGAAGCGUAUGACUAUGAUCCACUGAAUCAAACCAGAAGCUACUGAAAGUUUAACUUUUGGAAUUUGAUGAAUACGAAAAAGUAAAACAAAAAACCAAAAAAAAGCAAACCGAAACGGAUAUGUGGCUUAAUAGUCCGACAAUAUACUCUAAUCAAUGGAUAAAUAUCGCUUUCCCAGUGUCGAACGGGAAGUUUAUUUGUAUAUGGACCCUGAGUUUUCCAUCAGAUGGUAAGAGGGUAGAUGCACAAAAGCCAGGUCUAUAAUAGCUUGUCGAUACAACUCGAGGGGGCUGAAAAUUCUGUAUCCAUACCCCCCAAAACGAACAAAGGAUCACAACAAUUCUGUGGAGAGCUUGUAAGUUCUUUGUAACAUAAAUGUAUGGCUUGUUUGUUGUCA
Cucurbita maxima (winter squash) is the source of this 2413-nucleotide messenger RNA. RefSeq names its product zinc finger protein CONSTANS-LIKE 9-like. The coding region runs from base 825 to 1949 and encodes 374 amino acids. The record is from RefSeq and is a predicted model, not a curated record. Gene Ontology annotation, molecular function: protein binding; zinc ion binding. The transcript is spliced from 5 exons. NCBI's taxonomy places the organism in Eukaryota, Viridiplantae, Streptophyta, Magnoliopsida, Cucurbitales, Cucurbitaceae.